This is a messenger RNA of Bufo bufo (common toad), 1648 nucleotides long. RefSeq names its product galactokinase 2 (gene GALK2). Gene Ontology annotation, molecular function: ATP binding; galactokinase activity. Bases 78 to 1460 code for a protein of 460 amino acids. Gene Ontology annotation, cellular component: cytosol; cytoplasm. NCBI's taxonomy places the organism in Eukaryota, Metazoa, Chordata, Amphibia, Anura, Bufonidae. Gene Ontology annotation, biological process: galactose metabolic process; carbohydrate phosphorylation. The record is from RefSeq and is a predicted model, not a curated record. The transcript is spliced from 10 exons.
UUUCGCUUGUGUAUUCAGGAACAGGAUUUCCGUGAGGUGCCUGGAGCCGGAAGAAGCUGGCCGGCAGAUCAGCAGACAUGGCAGCCUCCGCACCGCCGCCCACCGUGCACAUCCCGCUGACUGAGAACGGCAGGUUGCUGAGGCUGAAGGAAAUGUUUGCCUCUAAAUUUGGUUGUGAACCAUUGUUUUACGCUCGGGCGCCUGGACGGGUCAACUUGAUAGGGGAGCACAUUGACUACUGUGGAUAUGCUGUUCUUCCAAUGGCUAUUGAACAAGAUAUUUUAGCAGCUGUUCAGCCUGUCGACUCUCAUGUUCUGCACUUGUCCAAUACAAAUCCAUCUUAUCUGGACUUUUCUUUGGGUCUUAAGGACAUUCAGAUUAAUAAGACAAAGCCUUUGUGGCACAGUUACUUUCUGUGUGGACUGAAAGGAAUCCAGGAGCACUUCAAUCUGGACCAACUCAAAGGAAUGAAUUGCUUAGUGGAUGGAACCAUUCCACCAAGUUCCGGCCUAUCAAGUUCAAGUGCCUUGGUGUGUUGUGCAGGACUGGCCACUCUCACUGCUAAUGCAAAAUCUCUUUCCAAGUUGGAACUUGCAGAAACUUGUGCAAAAUGUGAGCAUUAUAUUGGCACAGAAGGUGGUGGAAUGGACCAGUCAAUCUCAUUCCUGGCUGAAGAAGGAACUGCAAAGUUGAUAGAAUUUGGUCCUCUUAGAGCCACUGAUGUGAAGCUUCCACAUGGAGCUGUUUUUGUGAUUGCCAGUAGUUGCGUUGAAAUGAACAAGGCCGCUACAGCUCAUUUUAACAUAAGAGUUGUGGAAUGUCGUCUCGCCACCAAGAUUCUAGCAAAAUCUAAAGGGCUGGACUGGAAAAGCAUGAUGAAACUAGGAGAUCUCCAGAACAGACUUGCGGUUACUGUAGAAGAUAUGUUGGGUGUUGUUGAGAAGGUCCUACAUCCUGAGCCAUAUACACGGGAAGAAAUAUGUGAGACUUUGGGAAUAAGCUUAGAAGAACUUUGUGCCACAGUCUUAAGUCAAAACACUCAAGAUGUGUCUACCUUCAAACUAUACCAGAGAGCUAAGCACGUCUACAGUGAGGCUGCAAGAGUUCUGGCUUUUAAGAACGUUUGUGAUGAGGCACCUGCCAAUGCUGUCCAGCUGCUGGGGGACCUCAUGAACCAGAGCCAUGUGAGCUGCAGAGACAUGUAUGAAUGCAGCUGCUCUGAACUAGAUCAGCUGGUGGACAUCUGUCUGAAAUCUGGUGCUAUUGGAUCUCGUCUGACAGGAGCUGGAUGGGGAGGUUGCACUGUUUCGAUGGUUCCCGUUGAAAAGCUGAAUGUAUUCCUAACCAACUUACAAGAUAUGUAUUACAAAACUGAUAGCCGUCGAUCAGCACUUCAGAAACAAAGCCUGUUUGCCACAAAGCCUGGAAGUGGAGCUAUGGUAAUUUUGGAGAAAAAAUGAAUAAUCUGAAGUAGGUUUCAGAGAUUUCUGUAGUGAAAUACAUACACUUGGGUGACAUAAUGCCUCAAUAUUCAUAAAUGAUGCCUUUUUAAUAUUUAAAGGCCUAGUAUCCACUGGUAACCUGCAAGCUGAAGAAUACUAUACAGACAUAAUUAAUAACAUUUUCUAAAACUCAUUGUAAUAAAACU